UUUCCGUACUAAUUGGGGAAAGCCCCCUCCGAAAUCUGUCGCUAACUGACCGAGGGGGUUGAUAUUCCAAGUAAAUGCUGCGCAGCCGGAUCCUUUAAGACCCCCUGGACCACGGUCUUCCCUGACCCCUCCAAAUGCGGCCUGCUUAUUACCCGAUCCCUCUGGGUGAACGAUUUUGUAUUUGAAACGAUAGAACUGGGAGAUAAUUGUGUAUUUCGAAUACUCUUAUGUACCACGUGACCGACUUCUUGGCAGAUCGGUCACAAAGGUGUCUUUAAACUAGAUUGUGUAGGCUUUCUAAGGAGCAGAUGGAGCAAUAUACAAGCAGCAAUGGCUCUCCAGAGCAAAUAGUGGUUCAGGCUGGACAGAUCCAGCAGCAGGUACAAGGUCAGCCGCUUAUGGUGCAGGUCAGUGGGGGGCAGCUAAUCACCUCCACUGGACAGCCUAUCAUGGUACAAGCUAUGGGUGGCCAAGGCCAGACUCUAAUGCAGGUGCCGGUAUCUGGAUCCCAAGGACUGCAGCAGAUACAGCUGGUUCAACCAGGUCAGAUUCAGAUUCAGGGAGGUCAGGCUGUACAGUUGCAAGCCCAGCAAGGGCAGCCCCAACAGAUUAUUAUCCAGCAACCACAGACGGCUGUAACUGCAGGACAAAGCCAGAACCAACAACAGAUAGCUGUUCAGGGUCAGCAAGUUGCACAGACAGCUGAAGGUCAGACUAUAGUUUACCAGCCUGUAAAUGCAGAUGGGACCAUUCUUCAGCAAGUGACAGUCCCUGUUACAGGAAUGAUCACCAUACCUGCUGCUAGCCUAGCUGGGGCUCAGAUUGUGCAGGCUGGAGCCAAUACCAGCACCACCAAUAGUGGCCAAGGAACUGUGACCGUAACUCUCCCUGUGACUGGCAACAUGAUGAACUCUGGAGGCAUGGUGAUGAUGGUGCCUGGUGCCGGGACUGUACCUACUCUCCAGAGGAUACCACUGCCUGGUGCUGAAAUGCUGGAAGAAGAGCCCCUCUAUGUGAAUGCUAAGCAGUAUCACAGAAUCUUAAAGAGACGACAAGCACGAGCUAAAUUGGAGGCUGAAGGAAAAAUCCCCAAAGAGAGGAGAGUGAGUGUUAGAAAAUAUUUACAUGAAUCCAGGCAUCGCCAUGCUAUGGCUCGAAAAAGAGGGGACGGUGGAAGGUUUUUCUCCCCUAAAGAAAGAGAGAGCAAUGAUUUACAGGAAGUGGAAUUUCAUUAGAAGCAAGGUGGAGCUGAACUGAGAAGCAAGGUGGAGCUAAUCUAAGUACAUUGCAUUUCCACUUCAGAAAUAGGUUGUCACAUAAUGGAGCAUGGGAUGCAUAGUAAUUUUUUUUAUCCUAACAUGAUUCAUCUCAGGGAAGAGUUUACCAUAUAAUGCCAUCACUUUGAUGUCUCAAGGAAUGCAACACAUGACAUCAGUCAACUCCUAUCUUCCUGUUAAUAUUUGAUCAAUUAGCUCCCUCUGCACUGCUCUUAUUAUGGAGUCUCCAAACAAUAACUUAAAUUACAGACCUCUGCAUGCAGGUUUUGAAUCAUUUGCCACAAGGGGUUACUGAGUGUGUAACUGUCUGUUUCUUGGACGAGCCCUCCAUUCAAACUGUCACUGCGUUAUGGGCCAAUAAAGGGAACUUCAUUUCUAGAACUGUUCACUAGGAUAGGAGAGCAUGCUAUUGCAGUGAAACUUUAUAGGCUUUUAGUCCAAUAUGUAUCAGACAGUGUAUUGUAUGUUGUCAUUGAAACAUUUGAUGUUUCUAAAGAGUUGUUUUUUUUUUGUUUUUUUUUUUAGAAGUAAUCUUGUUCAUGUUUGUAUAGCAAUACUUUACCUCUGCUUCAUUUUAGGGGUGCUUUGACUAGGGCUGUUAGCUUCAUUGUAUUUUGAUAUUGCAUUUUUGAGGGUGGUAAAUGUAUUUUGAGAUAAUACUUUCUUUACUUUUGCAACUUUGUACAUGAAAGGUUAUUAAUGCCAAUAUGAAUUUUCACGUCUGUUCUAAUAAUUUUGUUUUCUGCAUUUCAUUUUCCCCAUCUUCUAGGUAUUAAACAUAGUUUAGCUAACUUGCAGACAGUACUUUCAUGAACUUUUAUAUGUCCUAUAAAAACCUGAGUGUGUAGAAUCAGGGCCGUGUAGUACUCCUAAAUUUGUUACUUAUGAAAAUCUUUGUAAAUAUUUUUUUUCAGAACAGCAUUUUUUCUGUUAGCUGUAUUUGUACUGUGUACUCGCCCAGCUAAUAAAACUUUCUAACAGCAA
Xenopus laevis (African clawed frog) is the source of this 2261-nucleotide messenger RNA. It is a transcript of the gene nfya.S, whose product is annotated as nuclear transcription factor Y subunit alpha S homeolog. Gene Ontology annotation, cellular component: CCAAT-binding factor complex; nucleus. The transcript has 9 exons. Gene Ontology annotation, biological process: regulation of DNA-templated transcription; DNA-templated transcription. Bases 309 to 1235 code for a protein of 308 amino acids. The record is from RefSeq and is a predicted model, not a curated record. NCBI's taxonomy places the organism in Eukaryota, Metazoa, Chordata, Amphibia, Anura, Pipidae. Gene Ontology annotation, molecular function: DNA binding; DNA-binding transcription factor activity.